This is a messenger RNA of Alternaria atra, 2706 nucleotides long. RefSeq lists its product as uncharacterized. NCBI's taxonomy places the organism in Eukaryota, Fungi, Ascomycota, Dothideomycetes, Pleosporales, Pleosporaceae. The record is from RefSeq and is a predicted model, not a curated record. Gene Ontology annotation, cellular component: fungal-type vacuole membrane. The transcript has 3 exons. The coding region runs from base 1 to 2706 and encodes 901 amino acids.
AUGUCCGUCGCCUGGACCCCCCUACGCCUGAAGAUUGAGGAGGAGAACGUCGAGCAGCAGUGGGGCUCCAGCGCCAACACCCGCACGUCUAGUUCGAGACCGGCCUCGCACAAGUCUGCCCGCUCGUCGCGCUCAGCCCGCUCCCACCAAUCCAGUCGAACCACAGAGCAGACGCCGCUGCUGUCGCAACAAGACCGAGAUGACCACGAAAGACCAGAUGAAGACGAGACGACACCCGCGACACGUUCGUUGCUGCGAUCGUUGAGCGCCGGCUCAGACAAGAGUGGCAGUGGCAAAGUCCCGCUGUGGAGGAAGCGAUGGCCGAGCAUACUGGCUCUCGUCCUGCUAUGUCUGCUCGUUGUCUUCAUCAUGCUCGGCUUCCUUGCCAAGGAAAGCAUCGAAGAGUACUCCAUGCAGGCAGCCGACUUCAAGCCCACCAAGCUCUCCAUGGACGGGUUGACGGAGCAUGGCGCCAAGGUGCACAUACAAGGAGACUUUACAAUGAACGCGAGCAAAGUGAAGAAACAGAGCGCGCGCAAUCUCGGCCGCUUCGGCACAUGGAUUGCAAAGGAGGCUGAGACUGGGCCCUUUGAUGCCGACGUCUACUUGCCCGAGUACGGCAACGUCUUGAUUGGCACGGCCAAGAUACCUGCAAUCAAAGUGAACAUCAGGAACGGGCACACGACGCAUGUGUCAUUUAUUGCGACUGUACAACCCGGGUCCCCCGACGGUAUUCGCAAUGUCGCCAACGACUGGAUCGAUGGUCGACUAGGGCAGAUACGGCUCAAGGGCAAGGCUGAAGUUCCUUUGAAGUCGGGAUUGAUCAAUAUUGGCAAGCAGCUCGUUGAGCAGUCCAUGGUCUUCCAGGGAGGCGAUAUUCCAACACUUCCUCAUUACAACAUCACAAAGCUCAACCUUGGCAAGGCUAAGCAUGGUCAGAAGGGACUUGGCGCCGACGCCUCCGUCGUCGUGCAAAACGACUUCCCUGUCCAGAUCACGCUGCCUCCAGUGGCUGUCGAUGUUGGCAUUGAGGGCUGCUCAGCAUCCGACAAGCACAUCAUGCUUGGAACUGCUCAAACUGAUCAACUUGAGAUCAAACCCAACUCAGACGUCAAGGUCGAUGUCACCGGCAUUGUCGACAAGCUCUCAGAUCCAUUGACCCAAGUCUGCCCCAACUCGGCCAAGUCUCCGCUUGACGCUUUCUUGGGCGACUACAUGAAGGGCCAAGACGCGACUAUCUACAUCAACUGCUGCAAGUUCCCUGACCCAGCUACACCCGACUGGGCUCGUGAGCUGCUCAAGGACAUUACCGUCCCAGUUCCCUUCGCCGGAAAGUCCAUGGGAAACAUGAUCAAGAACUUCUCUCUAGCCGACAUGCACUUCAGUCUGCCCAACCCAUUUGCUGAACCUGGCACACCUGGAGCUCGUCCCAAGAUUUCUGGUAUUGUCAAUGUCGAUAUCGGACUACCGCAUGAGAUGAACUUCCCCGUCGAUGUCACUCAAGUCAAAGCCGAUGCUGACAUCUACUACCACAAGAAGAAGCUUGGAAAAAUGAACUUGGAAAAGUGGCAAAAGGCAAACUCCACUCGUGUUGAAGGACAUGGCUCAGAUGGGCCGUCUCUCCUCGUUCAGUCCGUCAUCAAGGACGCACCCAUCGAAAUCCUCGACGACGACCUCUUUAGUGAAGUCGUGCAGGCUCUGCUUUUCGGCGGCAAAUCGGUUUUGAUGGAUCUCAAGGCUGCAGUCAGCAUUGGCGUGGAUACGCCCAUGGGCAAACUCGCAGUGCGAGGAAUUCCGGCGCAAGGUGUCGUACCAGUCAAACCAAUUGGCCACGGAAAAGACACUCAACCCGGCGAUGGUGAAGAUGAGGCGAGCAAAAUCAAUGUGCAGGUCGGCAAUCUGUCCAUCUCAGACACUUCGCCUACCUCUCUUACGAUCACGGCCCUGGUCAACUUUACAAACCCUUCAAAAUACUCCGCAACGGUCCCCUACUUCAACAUCAACAUUUUGGCCAACGGCUCCCACAUCGGCAGUGCAACGGUUAAAGAUAUGGAAGUCUCUCCUGGUAACAACACAAACAAGCUCGCAUCCGUUCUUUGGGAUCCUUAUACGUAUGGUGGCGAAGAGGGAAAGAAGAUCGGUGCAGAACUACUCUCCCAGUACAUCUCUGGCUACAACACCACUAUAACUGUCCAAGCCCAUGAGAAUUCUGUCCCAUCUGUCCCCUAUAUUGGCCGCCUACUCUCGCAAUUUCCAAUCGAACGCCCUAUGCCGCACAUGUCAACACCGAAGAAGCCAUGUGAUGAUGAUGAUGACUGUGGCGACCCCGAAGAUGAUGGCAGAUCCCACUUUAUCCGCGGUACCACCAUGCAUCUCAUCACCAGCACAGCCGUCUUCACUCUUGCGUCGCCUUUCCGUGCUACAACCAUGUACAUAACUAGCAUGGACGCGACGGCCUAUUAUGAAGGUCAUACAGCCGGUAAAAUCAUCUACGACCUCCCUUUCGCUGUACCUCCCGGCCUCUCCGAAUCUCCGCGCUUACCCGUCGACUGGUCGUUUGGUAGCCUCGGAUACGAGGCUAUUAAGAGAGCACUUGGUGGACAACUAAAGCUUAGCGCUUUCGCGUAUGUGGGCGUCCGCAUCGGAGAAUGGCGAGAGAACAUUUGGUUUCAAGGUGGCAAAAUUGGAGCAAACGUCCGUCUUUGA